This is a messenger RNA of Phaeoacremonium minimum UCRPA7, 1149 nucleotides long. Its product is annotated as putative glycoside hydrolase family 93 protein. The record is from RefSeq and is a predicted model, not a curated record. Lineage: Eukaryota; Fungi; Ascomycota; Sordariomycetes; Togniniales; Togniniaceae. The coding region runs from base 1 to 1149 and encodes 382 amino acids. The transcript is spliced from 2 exons.
AUGUUGUUUACAUCCCUACUCGCGGGUCUGACUCUGGCCGCCUCGGCCGUAGAGGCUUUCCCUCAUCGUCCUCAUGAGAUCAGAACCUUCUCCAAUAAGGUCAUAUUCGUGCCUCCGACGAAUUAUACGGAUCCUCGUGUGCUCUAUGCUCGCACUGCUGAGCUCCAGGACGGGACACUCCUCGCCACCUGGGAGAAUUACUCCCCGGAGCCUCCGCCGGUGUACUUUCCCAUCUUUGAAAGUAAGGAUAGCGGCCUGUCUUGGAAAGAGAUCUCUAAGGUCACCGAUCAAGGCUAUGGCUGGGGACUACGCUAUCAACCGUUCUUGUACGAGCUGCCUAUACCGUUCGGAGGCUUUCCCGCUGGAACUGUACUUCUUGCCGGGAGCUCUAUUCCUACGGAUCUUAGCAAGACACAGAUCGAUUUAUACGCCAGCACGGAUAAGGGACACACUUGGAAAUUCGUCAGUCACGUCGCGGCAGGAGGUCGCGCCGUACCGAACAACGGCGAGACACCAGUAUGGGAGCCAUUCCUGAUGAUUUACAAGGACCUCAUGGUCAUGUACUACUCGGAUCAGCGCGAUCCAGCCCACGGACAAAAACUAGUUCACCAGACGUCUAAGGAUCUCAGGAAUUGGGGUGCUGUGGUCGACGAUGUCGCUUAUGCUGAGUACACUGCUCGCCCCGGCAUGACCACCGUAACUAAACUGCCCAAUGGCAAGUAUAUAAUGACCUAUGAGUACGGCGGUGGCCCGGGUUACUCGUCAUAUACCUUCCCGGUCUACUACCGUAUUGCUGCCAACCCCUUGGAGUUCAAUUCUGCUCCAGGACAUGCCAUCGUUGCCAAAGACGGCACGGCGCCGAUCGGAAGCCCUUACAUCACCUGGAGCAGCGAAGGCGGAAAAGAUGGAACUAUCAUUGUUAGUGAUGGAAGUCAUUCUGAUAUCUUCGUGAACCGCGCUCUUGGUGCGGACAACCAGUGGGAAAAGUAUUCGACUCCACAGCCGGUAGCAUACACACGCCAUCUGAGGGUCUUUAGCGAGGAUCCGAACCGACUGUUGAUUAUGGGAGCAGGACAUCUUCCUCCAAGUACGACAAAUAAUGUCAGUCUGAGUGUAGUGGAUCUGAAGAAGACCAUACACCUCACUUAG